This is a messenger RNA of Plutella xylostella (diamondback moth), 2147 nucleotides long. RefSeq names its product protein cereblon. Lineage: Eukaryota; Metazoa; Arthropoda; Insecta; Lepidoptera; Plutellidae. The record is from RefSeq and is a predicted model, not a curated record.
CAAAAGUUGCAAUCUUUUUUCAUUGUUUUGUUUUGGUGGAAGUGGUUUUGUAUUACAAAACAAACCCAAAUCUUAUUGAAAACCAUUAAAACAAUAUCCCAACGAACCAUAUUCACAAUUUAUCCUCAUUAAAAUCUUUUGAUGCUGCGGGGAUUGCUAGGAAGAAGGAACAUGGAGGAAGAUGAUGAAUACAAUAGCGAUGACUCGGGGCCGGCGGACGCGGACGAGGAGCUCCCGGAGGAGGAGGUGGAGCGCUUCGACAUCACGCUGCCCGCCACACACUCGUACCUAGGCUCGUCGCUGUCGGAGGUGUCGGGGCGCGAGGUGGAGCCGGGCUGGCGCGGGCGGCUGCCGGGCGUGCUGGGCGCCGGCGUGGUGUUCCCCGGCGAGACCGUGCCGCUGCUGCUGCCGCGCCCCGACCACGCCGCCGACAUGGCUGCUGCGCUCAAGGAAAAUGGAAAUGUGUUCGUGCUGCUGGCUCCCGAUGAGACAGGCACGCACCUCUCCGGCUACGGCACGCUGUGCGCGGUGGAGGCGGCGGGCGCGGGCACGGCGCCGCUCGGGCUCACGGCGCGCGCGCGACACCGCGUCCGUGUGGCCCGCUCGCAGCCCCGGGACGCACACCACUAUGACGGGCCGCGGCCCGUGGAGGUGGAGGUGCUGCCGGAGCUGUGUCCCGGGGACCCGCUGCUGCCGCUGCGCACGCAGGGGUACGCGCGCCCGCCCUGCUCGCCCAGUUGGUCGCGGCGGCUGCGCGCGGCGGACGCGCUGACGUCGCCGUGGCCGCUGUGCGUGUGGGAGCCCUUCCACCUGCCGCGCGUGCGCACAGCGCUGCAGCAUCUGCAGCUCCACGACACAGACUCGAUGCCCACGGACCCGGUAGCCCUGUCGUACUGGGCGGCGGGGGCGCUGCCGCUGGGCGCGCGCGCGCGGCUGGCGCUGCUGGCCACGGACGACGCUCGGGCGAGGCUGCAUCUGCAGCUCGCUUUUAUCAACACGAACACCGGCAUGUCGUGCUCGUCGUGCGGCGGCGGCGUGGCGCAGCGACAUGACCUCGUGGCCAUGUCCAGCACCGGCCCGCGCGCCCUGUACAGCAACCUCGGCGGCUUCAUGCACGACAUCGUGACGGUGUCCCGCGCGCAGGGGCUGCGGCUGCAGGGGCGUCCCACGGAUGAGUGCAGCUGGUUCCCGGGCUACGCCUGGAGCAUCGCGCUGUGCCGCCACUGCUCGCAACACCUCGGCUGGAAAUUCACAGCGACAAAGAAGACACUUCGUCCGCAGAAGUUCUACGCGCUCCGCCGCGACAACGUGAAUGCGUUCGACCCGAGCGCCGACCGCGCCGCGCCGCCUCCGCUAGACUAGUGUACGCAUGUGUGUAAUGAGUGCUGGAAUGAAUUUACAAGCGAGGUGAUUUCAUGAUGGGAGUGAAAUCAAAUCUAAGCCAAACUUUUUCAUUAAGUGCACCUUAGGAUAUUGUAUAAUCUCAAUAGAUGAUUAUAAAAAUAUGAAAAUGAGUAACGAAAUAUGUCUUGGGCCACAAUCCGUAGUGCUGAUUAGAUGCAUUCCGCGUUGUUGAUAACCUAAAAACAAAUGCCUAAGUAUAAGCGUUUCAUAUUUGACGUCUUUCCCAUGUGUUUUUGACGAGACAGGGUCGUUAGGCUGAAGAGAAGAGUAGAGGAGUAAGACUGGUGUCAAUGAGGUGUAUUACUAAGUUUCUAUCUGCCAUCGGAUUUUAAAUAAGUAAACAAAAUCCUCAUGUAUUAUGCUAAAUGCGACUUUUUAUAAGUAGGUACUUUAAAAUGUUCUCUUUCAUUUUAGUUUAUAGAUAAAAGUAAAGUAUCAGCAUUGUUAUUUUAUCCCAGUAAAUAUGUAAAUUAAAAAUACUAUCGAGAAAUCUAAAAUGUAUCUAGUUUCGUGGUUUUAAAGUCUUCUGCAUAUUUAUAAUAUAGAAGAGGAUGCUGAAUAUAAAAUAAUUACGGAAUACCUAUUAGAUCAUGUGUAUAAAAAUAAACUUACCUUCAUGCAUGUUAUAUAUCUAAGUAGAUAUCCUCAUCCUGAGGUCAUAUUUUACACGAAUUCUUAUUAAUAAGACAUUAUAUUUAAGUUAUUGUUUGAUAGUCUUUAUAAAUAAAAGUCCUUGUUUUACA